AUGGCCAUGGCCGAAACGCGAGCGGCAUUCUCCCUGCUCCUCCUCCUCUUCCUCCUCUCCCCCUCCGCGGCGGAGAUAAAGUCCCUCACCAUAAGCUCCGACACCCGCCCCAUGAUCCUGUUCGAGAAAUUUGGCUUCACGCACAAAGGCCACGUGUCCAUUGCCGUCUCCUCGGUCUCCGUCGGCGUCCUCUCCUCGGCGGUGCAGCCGGAAUCCUCGCGGUUGGGAUUCUUCCUCUUGAACGAAGAGUCUCUCCUCCAAGUCCUUAUGGAGAUCCAACAGAACCCUUCCUUCUGCGUCCUCGACUCCCGCUACAUCUUCCUCCUCUUCACAUUCCGCGACCUCUCCCCUCCCCCUGUCGCCUCAUUCAACGGCUCAUACCCGGUCACCAACCCUAACGAGUACAGCCUCUUCUUCGCCAACUGCGCUCCGGAAACCUCCAUCACCAUGGUUGUCCACACCGAGGCCUACAAUCUCGACUCCGACGGUUCCCGCGACUACCUCUCCGCCGGUCAGACCCAGCUCCCUUCCCUCUUCUUCCUCUUCUCAAUAGCCUACCUCGCCUUCUUCUCAUUCUGGCUCUACCUCUGCUACACCAACAAACGCUCCUUUCACCGCAUUCACAUCCUCAUGGCGCUCUUGCUCCUCAUGAAGGCUUUGAAUCUAAUCUGUGCCGCCGAGGAUAAGCAUUACGUCAAAGUCACCGGCCUCCCUCACGGCUGGGACGUGUUGUUUUAUAUAUUUCAGUUUAUCCGCGUCGUUUUGCUCUUCACCGUCAUCGUUUUGAUAGGGACGGGAUGGUCUUUUCUGAAACCAUUUUUGCAGGACAGGGAGAAGAAGGUGUUGAUGAUUGUGAUCCCGCUUCAGGUUCUCGCUAACUUGGCUUCCGUUGUGAUUGGUGAAACCGGGCCUUUUAUCAAAGACUGGGUUACAUGGAAUCAGGUGUUUUUGCUUGUGGAUAUUAUCUGCUGUUGUGCUAUUAUUUUCCCAAUUGUUUGGUCUAUAAGGUCGCUGAGAGAGACCUCCAAAACCGAUGGGAAGGCGUCGAGGAAUUUGGCCAAGUUAACGCUUUUCAGGCAGUUUUAUAUUGUUGUUAUUGGGUACUUGUAUUUCACGAGGAUAGUGGUGUUUGCGUUGAGGACUAUUGCGGCUUAUAAGUUCCAAUGGGUGAGUAAUGCUGCGGAGGAAACCGCAAGUCUUGCGUUUUAUAUUGUGAUGUUCUAUAUGUUUAGACCUGUGGAGAAGAAUGAGUACUUUGUGCUUGAUGAGGAGGAGGAGGAGGCUGCAGAGCUUGCUCUCAAGGAUGAAGAGUUUGAGCUUUGA
Messenger RNA from Sphenostylis stenocarpa, 1323 nucleotides. Lineage: Eukaryota; Viridiplantae; Streptophyta; Magnoliopsida; Fabales; Fabaceae. The record is from the annotation of a GenBank genome assembly.